GAAAAAAAGUAAUUCACCUAGACGCAGCUCAGGCUCCUCCAAGGAGCAGGGCUCCUGCUGGCUGUCUGGUGGGAUCUGGGAUGUUCACCAGCCCAGCAUGAGCCUCUGGGUGGAGCCGGGAGGACCAGAGUCACCGUCUGGGACACUGCAGACACAGAACAGAGCGUGCUGAGCAUCACGCGAAGUGGAAGAGCCUUAAGCUCCAUAUUGUUUACACUGAAGAAGCUCUUGUGUGGACAGGAGCAUGAUGACUGGGCAAAUGGACCCCGUGGAACUGAGAAAUGUCAACAUUGAACCUGACGAUGACAGCAGCAGCGGAGAAAGUAUUCAGAGCAUACUGGGGAACUCCGAGAAGGAAGCCAUGAACAGCCAAUUUGCUAACGAAGAUGCCGAAAGUCAGAAGUUCCUGACCAAUGGCUUUCUGGGGAAGAAGAAGCUGGCCGACUAUGGGGAUGAACACCACCCCGGGACGACGUCCUUCGGAAUGUCGUCCUUCAACCUGAGCAAUGCCAUCAUGGGCAGCGGGAUCUUGGGCCUGUCCUACGCCAUGGCCAACACCGGGAUUGUCCUUUUCAUAAUCUUGCUGCUCGCUGUGGCAAUGCUAUCACUCUACUCGGUCCACCUGUUAAUAAAGACAGCCAAGGAAGGAGGAUCUUUAAUUUAUGAAAAAUUAGGGGAGAAGGCAUUUGGAUGGCCUGGGAAAAUUGGAGCCUUUAUCUCUAUCACAAUGCAGAACAUUGGAGCCAUGUCAAGCUACCUCUUCAUCAUCAAGUACGAGCUACCUGAAGUGAUCAGAGCGUUCAUGGGGCUUGAAGAAAACACUGGGGAAUGGUACCUCAAUGGCAACUACCUCGUCGUGUUUGUGUCUGUGGGGAUCAUCCUUCCACUGUCUCUCCUUAAAAAUUUAGGUUACCUUGGCUAUACCAGCGGAUUUUCCCUCACGUGCAUGCUGUUUUUUGUCAGUGUGGUGAUUUACAAGAAGUUUCAAAUCCCCUGCCCUUUGCCUGUUCUGGAUCACGGUAACGGGAGUCUGACGUUGAACAGCACACUUCCAAUGCACGUGAUCACACCGCCCAAUGACUCGGAGAGCACCGGCGUGAACUUUAUGAUGGAUUACGCUCACCGCAACCCUGCCGGGCCGGAGGAGAGCCAGGCCGCCACCGCCACCGCCACCGGCCCCCUCCACAGCAAUGGAGUGCAAUAUGAGGCCCACAGCGGUGACAAGUGUCAACCCAAAUACUUUGUGUUCAACUCCCGGACGGCCUACGCGAUCCCAAUCCUAGCGUUUGCCUUUGUCUGCCAUCCCGAGGUCCUUCCCAUCUACAGUGAGCUGAAAGACCGUUCCCGGAGGAAGAUGCAAACGGUGUCCAAUAUCUCCAUCACGGGCAUGCUUGUCAUGUACCUGCUGGCCGCCCUCUUCGGCUACCUGACGUUCUACGGGGAGGUUGAAGACGAGCUGCUCCACGCCUACAGCCGAGUGUACACUUUCGACACCCCUCUCCUGAUGGUGCGCCUGGCAGUCCUGGUGGCGGUGACAUUAACCGUGCCCAUCGUCCUGUUCCCAAUUCGUACCUCAGUGAUCACGCUGCUGUUUCCCAAAAGACCCUUCAGCUGGGUGAAGCAUUUUCUGAUCGCCGCGAUGAUCAUUGCACUCAACAAUGUGCUGGUCAUCCUUGUACCUACCAUCAAAUACAUCUUUGGAUUCAUAGGGGCUUCUUCUGCCACCAUGCUGAUUUUCAUUCUUCCAGCAGCUUUUUAUCUCAAACUCGUCAAGAAAGAACCUCUUAGAUCACCCCAGAAGAUUGGGGCCAUGGUCUUCCUUGUGACUGGGAUCAUCUUCAUGAUGGGUAGCAUGGCACUCAUUAUCAUCGACUGGAUUUACAACCCUCCGCAUCCCAAGCAUCACUGAACCUGCGGGGAAAAGCUUUUCCACUGGAAAUGGCUGCAGUUACGCUCCAGAGGACAUCUUAGUUGCCUUGAUCGGGAUGUUAGUCAGAGGAGAUAUCCAAAGACAUUUUCUAGCUCUGUUGCCUGGUACCUGUGGAAGAGAAAAGGGUGGGUUUUGUUGGGAAUGGGGGAAUGAUGCAUUAAACGUAGGUCUUCAACCCAGGUCUUCUAUUGCAGUGUGUGAUGCCCAAGGUAUGGUAUGUUUUACAACUGUGCAAGCAGAAUCCAGUUGUCUGCCUGUCCUGGUCAGCAGACAAUACCCUGUCCCCAUGUCUGCUCCCCACAUUUCACAACCCCACGUCAACAAAUAAUGGUAUUCUCAGAACACAGAGCAAAAAUGCCGUGGUUGGCAAGGCUGUUACCACUGAAGGCCGUCUCCCACUCUGCACCAACACUAAGGUCUGCUGACUGACUGAGACAGGGGUGUGUCUUGGGAACUGUCCCUGUGAGGUACAUGAAUAACGGGUGGCUACCUAGAGUACUUUUCAAUACUAAAGGAGCAGAUUGCCCAACCCACUUAUUAAAAUGAAUUAGUGACUCUUUCAUUCGAUGUUUUUUUUUAAUGGUAAAUGUUAAAACAGUUCACUAAAUAUAGAUUUAAUUAUCAAGAAACAACUACAAAAAAAAAUCAAUGCUUUUAGCUAAAUUGCCCAAAGAGGAAGCAUCUGCUUUUUCAUGUUGUUCCUGAUAGCUUCGUCACACUUUGUCUCUGAACAAGGCUUUCCCUCUUGUCUUCCAUUCUCAUUUCAUAAUUUUCAGAAGACCACAAUUUAUAUGGAGACAUACUACCCAGUAUUGCUUGAUACAUUUUUAUUUGAUAAACAUUCAGUGCAGGAAACUGUGAUUUUGCUAUAUGUUUGUGUAUAUAAUAUAAUCUCAUUCUGUGGUUAUCAGAAUGUUGACAUGUGGUACAUUGGAUUUUUAUUUUUUACACGUGUAGUUUUCUUCCUUCACAGACAAAAUGUUUGUGUUAUUGGGGUGGGGCAGGGUAUUUAGCUGGUGGGCUCAAAAAUCCAUGUGUUUGUAUCUGUCCAUUGGAGACAUCUGAAUAUUAAAUCCAAAGUUGUACGUAGUUCAGUAAUGCCCUUCACUGUUUACAAUACUAUAAUGAUCUAUAAGUAGCAAAGAAAGGGGCUCCUCAUGUGAAAAUAAUUUUCAGUACUAACAAGGAACUUAGCCUGUCUAGAAUAGGGUUCAGUUCAUUUCAGCUCCCCUAGGAACUUGCUGACAUCCCUCUGCCAUAAAUAUACUGUCAAGUGGUUGGAAAUGAGCACACUAACAUGACACGCGGAAACACGGACUACCGUUCAUAUUCCCAUCCACAGAUGCUUGGAUGGAAGGGGGUGGAGUUCAGUUGCCAGUCACUGGCUGGAGUUUCUGGCAUUUGCUACUUCUUUUUUUCAGUUAUUCGUUGUGAGAUAUAAAUAUCGUACCAGCAGCGAUCAUACGGUCAUACUAAAACAGCUUUUCUGCCAUGUGCCUAGGAAAUAUACAUGUAUGUUUUUGUGUCAUUUUCUGGAGUUACAAACUAUAAAAUGGUAUGCCUUGUGGUAGAAACUGAGCAUUACUAGAAAUUAUCAUAACUUUUAAGUUACUAUGAUUUGGGAGGAAAAAAACAAAGAAUCACCAAAUAGCAUCUUUAAGAUAUCUUUCCAUUUUCAUUCACCCAACAAAUAAAGAAAGACAGAAAGUGGAAAAGGUGUGUUGCAAAUAUUAAAUAUGUUCAGUUUGAACACAUUUAAACGUAAAAAUGAAAGAUCAAUCCAAAAAUACUAGAAACCUGUACAAGUCUGUACAUAUUUCGAAUAUUUUGCAUUUAGAACGACUAACUCCAAAGUUUCCCCAUUUUUAAUUAUAUAAAUAUUCAGGAGCAAUACAACAGUGCCAAAGACUACACACAGCACCGUUCUUUAGUGUGGCCGUUUCUAGGAUUAGCAUUCACACAGGCUUCAGGGCAGAUUCGCUGAGCGCCUGGUUCUGAUAGAUUUAUCCCAUUUGUAAGCAGAUACAAAUUUUAUUUUCUUAUAUCAUUUAUAAGACGGUUCAAUGUAUUGGGAGGAUUUUUUUUUAUUACAGAAAGUGUAUAUUGGUAUAUAAUAAAUGAGCUUUUCAAAUGA
Messenger RNA from Meriones unguiculatus (Mongolian gerbil), 4064 nucleotides. It is a transcript of the gene Slc38a4, whose product is annotated as solute carrier family 38 member 4. The coding region runs from base 245 to 1909 and encodes 554 amino acids. The record is from RefSeq and is a predicted model, not a curated record. The transcript is spliced from 16 exons. Gene Ontology annotation, molecular function: amino acid transmembrane transporter activity. Lineage: Eukaryota; Metazoa; Chordata; Mammalia; Rodentia; Muridae. Gene Ontology annotation, biological process: amino acid transmembrane transport.